UUCAAGUACAUACACAGUGGUUAUGUGGUAUGUGGUGGUUUUGUUUUUAUUCACAUCAAAUCGAUUCAAAUCAUCAUAACAAACAAUUCGAAUUCCAUAUUCACAUACAUACACACACAACAACAACAACAAAAACAAUGACGACAACAACAACAACAACGACGAUGACAGCAUAAUUAUUAUCGACCUGAAUUGUUUUUUUUUUCAUACACACAGAGAUAGAAAGAGGCGAUAAAUGCAAUUUUUAUUCAAAAAAGAAAUUUAACAUUUACAACAACAACAACAACAACAAAGUAGACAAUGAUUAUGGAUCAUAUCUGAGAAUACAGGAACGAAUAUUCUGUUGUUGGAAAAGAAAAGUUUCUUUCCACUUGGUUAUUGAUUGUCUGGUGGUUUUUUGUUUUUUGUUUUUGUAUUUGUUUUCAUCGGACAGUCAGUCGGUUGUUGUUGUUGUUGUUGUUGUUGUGUGUUGUCCAUGGACAACAAUAUCUCAUCAUCAUCAACAUCAUAAAUUAUAAAAUCUUCUUCACAUAGAAUGUUAUUUUUUUCGUCAGUCAAUUUUUCUUCCAUUUAAAUUUGUUGUUUGUUUGUUUCACUCAUUCAUUCAUUUAUUCAUUCAUGCAUUCAGAAUUAUAAAUUAUUAAUGUAAAAAAAUAUGACCAACAAAAUGGACCAUCUGUUCUAUUGAUAUUUUUUUUGCAUGUUUGGUUAGUUGUCGACACUGUUUCAUUUCCAUAUGGAAUCCAAUAUCAAUCCUCAACAUUGCCACAGCAACAGCAACGACAAGAGGGAGAAAGCCAAUUUUUAUGAUUUUGGCCAUUAUUAUUUAUUAUAAUUUUUCUUCCAUAAAUAUAUGCCAUACCAUUAUGAUAGAAAUAAUGUAACGACAAUCGUUUGAUGGAUAAUAACUGUAAAUGCAAAACAAAACAUUAUUGAAUAAAUAAAAUGCCGAAAAAAAUAUCAAAAAUUAUUUCAAAUGCAAAAAAUCGUCUUAGUUCACGAACAUCAACAAAAUCUUCGAAAUCACCAACAAAAGCAACAGCAGUAUCACCAUCAAAAUCGGCUGCUAUACGAACCGGUUCAUUACGAUCAACAUGCGAAUCAAAUCGUUUAUUAUCAUCAACAUAUGAUGAUGAUGAUGAUAAUGAUAGACAAGGUGCUUCUGGUCAUGAUUCCAUUUCAUUGGGAAUGCCUGCACAAGAUUAUGAUGAUUUUGAAUCACCGGAUCUAAAUCUUCCAUCAAUACGAUCGACAAAAAAAUCUGAUACUAAAAAAGCUGGCAGUAGUGAACAACAGCAUAGUGAUGGUACUAGUACAAAUACGACCACUGAACGUCAACGAUCGAAUAAUGAUGAACAGAUCACAGGUGGUAGAUCAAUUUUACAAAGAGUUCUUUCAUUUGGCCAACGAACAAACGGUACGACGGCGACGACGAUCGGAUCUGGUUAUAAUGAGCUUUACGAUGAUCAUGAAAAGCAAUCAGGGUUCUCUCGACAACAUUGGUGGCAAUCAGAAUUUCUUCUUGGUACCGAAACACAUGGACCAGUUCUAUUUGGAACAUGGAAUGGUGUAUUCGUUACUACCGUUGUCCAUUUAUUUGGUGUUAUUAGUUUUCUACGUUUAGGUUGGAUGGUCGGAAAUGAAGGUGUACCAUUAUCAUUGGCCAUUGUGUUUGCCUGUCUACUAUUCAAUACUAUAUCAUUGUUAGCAGCAAUCGGUAUUAUGGAACGAUGUGCUGCUGUAACGGCUGCACAAACAUCCGGUUUAACACCAUUCAAACAAUUCAAUAAUCAGGCAAUAUCAAGUCAACAACAACAACGUUUCGAUCCGGAAUACACACGUUCAGUAGCAACGGCACGGGCAAAUGUACAUAUUUUAGUGGCCACUGUUCUAGGAUCACGUAUAGGUGGUGCCAUCUCGUUGGUUUAUUGUAUUGGACAGGCUGUAUCCUGUGCAUUACAUGUAACCGGAUUUAGUGAAGCAUUUGUACAAUUAUGUGCUAUUUUCAUACGUCGUCAAUUGAUGAUGUCAUCGAAUGAAUUUAUGCCAUCAUUAUCACCAUCAACACCGUCAUCAUCAUUAUUAACAUCAUCAAACAUAUCGAUCAUUGAACAGCCAUCAUUAGCACGCACAAUAGCAAGAUUAUUAAGGAUCGAUAUUCUGGAACAACAGCAAAAACAAUCAUCUUCCAGUGGAACAUCAAAUACUCAAUUAAUAUUGAAUCCAGAAUCAUUUCAAAUUGUUUCUAUUAUAUUGAUAUUCAUAUUGUUUUUCAUCAAUAUUGUCGGUGUUCGUUGGUUAUUUCGUCUACAAACAUUACUAUUCUUAGCAUUAGUAGCUGCUGUUGGUGAUUUUUCUACCGGACUUUUUCAUGAGCACGCUGAUUAUGGAUAUGGCCCAAUUAAACCAAGUGAAGAACAUUUUAUCGAAAAUAUUCCACCACAUUCAUGGUCGAAUCCAAAUCAUUGGAUAUUUUGGCGACAAUUAUUCGAAACUGUUGGUGUAUUUUUUCCAGCAACAAUCGGUGUUAUGGCUGGUGUAAAUAUGGGUUCAGAUCUGGAACGACCAACCAAAUCAAUACCGGCUGGAUCAUUAAUGGCUAUCUUAUCUAGUUAUGGUGUACAUGCAUUGUUCAUUCUUGGAUUAUCAUUAUGCUGUUCACGUAUUGCAUUAUUGAAUGAUUUUGCUAUAGCUCAACAUGCAUCAGCUGUGGGUAUUUUUUUCGCUUUUGGUCUCUAUAUGUCAACCAUUUCAUCGGGUCUUGGUUCAAUGUAUACGGCACCAAGAAUUAUGCAAAAUCUGGCACAAGAGCUUCAUUCUGUACCAAUUGUACGAUGUUUUGCACGCGGAAAUGGACCAAACAAUAUUCCAAUCAAUGCAUUAAUGUUGUUCGUCUUAGUCACUAUUGGUUUUCUUAUGAUCGGUGGUAUUAAUGUUUUAGCACCGAUUGUAACCAUACCAUACCUAUUAACAUAUGCAGCCAUUGAAUAUGCAUAUUUUUCAAUGGCAAUGACAUUCGAUAUACAAAUACAACGUGAAAAACGAUUUAUGCAGAUUGCUUCACAACUUAAAUCUUCCGAUUCUGGUACAUUCGGUGGUGGUGGUUGUGAUGAUGAUGCUGUGGCUGCUGGUGAUCAUGGCACUAAGAUGAUAAUACAAUCAUCAGGUGACAUUAUUUCUGAACAAACUAAAUCAACAGCGCCAACAACAACUGGACAAAGACAAUUAUUGUCAUUAUCAUCAUCAUCAUCAUCGAUUAAACGUUGUCGACAGCCAGCCGAAGACACUGUUUCAUUAUCGGCAUCACUUUCAGGUGGUAAUAGUGGUGGACAACAACCACCAUUAUCACCAUCAUUUUCAUCAUUACAACAACAGCAACAACAUCUUGCCGGUUAUGGUUCAAUACAAAGUAUAACACAACAUAUAAAAAUAAAACGAAGACAAAGUACUCAAAGUAGUGAUAGUGAUAAUGAAGGUGGUUGUCCAAGUGGAUCAUCGAUUAAAUCAACUGGUACGGUUAAGCAAUCUACUAAAGAACGAUCACAAUCAUCAUCAAUAAAAAGUAAAACAAAAGUAACAAAACCAAAAACAAUUCGACAAUUAAUGGCUGCCGUUAGCAAUUCGGAUGAGGAAGACGAUGAUGAUGAUGGUAACAUCAAUGAUGAUGAUGAUUCUGUCAUGAUGGGUACCGCUGAAGUUGGUGAUGAUGAAAUUAAUCAACAAUCAUCAUCACAUGCCGCAUCAUCAUCAAGUCUAUUUCGUAAUAUCGGUUCAAGCACACGAUUAAUAGCAAAUACAAAUGAUGAUGAUAAUGAUGAUGAUGGUGGUGGUGAUGGUGGUGGUGAACAGCAACCAUCAUCAAUGAACAAUGAUCAAUGUGAACGUUUAUUAAUGCCGGAUCCGGAAUUAUCUGAAAUUGCUUGUAAACAAGAAGUCUGGUAUCUACGACUAAUGAAUCGAUGGAUCGUAUUGAUUGCAGCUAUCAUUAAAUUAUUACUCAUGUUUAUUAUUGCAUGGCAUUAUGCAAUGAUUACAAUAAUAAUGUUCAUUUUAUUUGCUUGGAUUAUUGGCCAUACAAAUCCUGGUUUUUAUCCCGGUGUUUCCGAAUUUUCUCUUUAUAAAUGGAUUCGAUCUGUUUGUAUUCGUAUCAAAUCAUGGCGACCUUCUGGCUAUACAAACAUAUUGAAUAGUACAUCAUCAAAUCAUACAACAACAAAUCUAGUUGCAUCAUAUUCAUAUGAUCGUAUUGUUUUACCGGAAACAGCUAUGCCCGAUUUUCGUUGUGAAUCCGAUCAAUUAACUAAAGAUAAUACGGAUUAUUCGGAUAGGCCACCAUGUCAUUUUGCUACAACAAUCAAUCCGCAAUUAAAUUGAUCUACGAUAAUAAUCAUUCAUUAUUAUAAUAAUUUUCUGGCAAAUCUCUCAGUAUUCCUCUCUCUCUCUCUCUCUUGUUUCUGGUUGUUAUGUCUCAAUGUCUCUUUCUAUCUUUGAUUUGACAACGAUUUCAGAUUUUAUUCUAUUGCUUAUUGUUGUUGUUGAUGAUGGAUUAUUCUGUAUCAUCAUUAUUACCACCAAAAAUCACACACACACACACACA
Molecule: messenger RNA, 4597 nt
Organism: Dermatophagoides farinae (American house dust mite)
Lineage: Eukaryota; Metazoa; Arthropoda; Arachnida; Sarcoptiformes; Pyroglyphidae
Biological process (GO): chloride transmembrane transport; cell volume homeostasis; chloride ion homeostasis
Cellular component (GO): membrane
Molecular function (GO): potassium:chloride symporter activity
Source: RefSeq, a predicted model, not a curated record